GCCCUGCCGACCAAUGGGGAAUGGGGACACGAAGCGCAGACAGGCCUCAGACUCUAUGGUGGCGCAGUUGAACGGGCCGCUCUAGGCGAUCCUCGCCGUUCUUUAUGGUACCUGGGAAGAGCGGAGGGGGCGGUGCCCGGUUGACGGCUCGGGCCCCACAAUCUCGCCAAUUUAAGCUGCGGACACCAUGGCGCCUCCGAGAGUUCUCUUGGUCUACCAUAAAGAGACUGGAAGAGUACUGCAAACCAUAAUGCUGUGUUUGCAUAAGGAAAUGUGAGGAGCGUAAAACACAAAAACCCCUCUUUUCUGACUGGAGAGACUGAGCCUGGGUCAAAUUCAUUCCUGCUGUUACUCCAUUGAGAGAAUGUCAGUUUACUGUUUAAAUUGUACUGCUUGACGGUGAUGACCCUGGUGGCUGCAACGUACACUGUAGCUUUACGAUACACGAGAAUAGCAGAAACAGAACUCUACUUUGCAACCACAGCUGUGUGCAUUACAGAAGUUAUCAAGUUAUUCCUAAGUGUGGGUAUUUUGGCCAAAGAAACUGGAAGCCUGGGUAGAUUGAUGGCAUCUUUAAGAGAAAAUAUAUUAGGCAGCCCGAAGGAAUUGCUAAAAUUAAGUGUUCCAUCUGUGGUGUAUGCGGUCCAAAACAACAUGGCUUUCUUGGCUCUUAGCAAUUUGGAUGCAGCAGUCUACCAGGUGACAUAUCAGUUGAAGAUCCCAUGCACAGCCUUAUGUACAGUCUUAAUGUUAAACCGUUCCCUAAGUAAAUUGCAGUGGUUCUCUGUCUUUAUGUUGUGUGGUGGAGUCACACUUGUUCAGUGGAAACCUGCUCAGGUUACAAAAGUACAGAUGGAGCAGAAUCCAUGGUUAGGGUUUGGCGCUAUAGCUAUUGCUGUAUUAUGCUCAGGAUUUGCAGGAGUCUAUUUUGAGAAGGUAUUAAAGAGUUCAGAUACUUCCCUGUGGGUGAGGAACAUUCAGAUGUACUUGUCUGGGAUUGUGGUGACUUUAGUUGGUGUUUACAUGUCAGAAGGAGCUCAAGUUCUUGAGAAAGGAUUUUUCUUUGGCUACACAUAUUAUGUCGGGUUUGUCAUCUUGCUUGCCAGUGUUGGAGGCCUCUACACUUCUGUUGUUGUUAAAUACACAGACAACAUUAUGAAAGGGUUUUCUGCAGCAGCAGCCAUUGUCCUUUCUACUGUUGCAUCGGUGAUGCUGUUUGGUUUACAGAUCACUAUAAGCUUUGCUCUGGUGCUCUCCUGUUUGUAUUUCUAUAUACCUGUAUGGAUUACCUCGACAAGACACCACAAAAAUCCAGCCAUCGUUAGAGACAGUGAGUUCGAAAGAGAAACUUAUUAAUAUGUGAUGUUUGCCAUAAGAAAGGACAAGAGACACUGCAAAGGAAAGACUGGGGGAAAAAAACCCCAUUUUUAAUUAGCCUUAAAUUAGUCAUGGAAAGACUUAACUUGGACAGAAUAAAAGCAGCAGUUAAUUCUGGAAGAAAGUGAAGAGUUUUCAUUGGAUGAUAUAGACUCUCCAUUAUUGCCAAGCUCCUGAAGAAGCUUGUUCAUGUUAGGCAUGUUCCUUUCAUGUUGGACUGUGAGGAGCCCACCUACCAGCAAUGCAGAAUGAAGGAAUUAAACCUUCUGUUGUAUAUAAAAGAGGGACAUUGUCUCCGGCUGUAUAUUUGAAUGACUGUAUUGUGCCAUUUAUGAGCAGAAAUGCUCAAAGGCUUCAGAAGCUCUAUUAAAGGAGAUCUCAUUACCAAA
Messenger RNA from Dermochelys coriacea (leatherback sea turtle), 1766 nucleotides. It is a transcript of the gene SLC35A1, whose product is annotated as solute carrier family 35 member A1. Gene Ontology annotation, biological process: pyrimidine nucleotide-sugar transmembrane transport. Gene Ontology annotation, cellular component: Golgi membrane. Gene Ontology annotation, molecular function: pyrimidine nucleotide-sugar transmembrane transporter activity. The transcript is spliced from 9 exons. Bases 403 to 1356 code for a protein of 317 amino acids. The record is from RefSeq and is a predicted model, not a curated record. NCBI's taxonomy places the organism in Eukaryota, Metazoa, Chordata, Testudines, Dermochelyidae.